Molecule: messenger RNA, 3544 nt
Organism: Peromyscus eremicus (cactus mouse)
Lineage: Eukaryota; Metazoa; Chordata; Mammalia; Rodentia; Cricetidae
Gene: Nfic
Product: nuclear factor I C
Exons: 10
Coding region: 78-1397 (439 amino acids)
Biological process (GO): regulation of transcription by RNA polymerase II
Cellular component (GO): nucleus
Molecular function (GO): RNA polymerase II cis-regulatory region sequence-specific DNA binding; DNA-binding transcription factor activity, RNA polymerase II-specific
Source: RefSeq, a predicted model, not a curated record
GGAGGAGCCGCUGCAAAAAUGACUCAGUAAGUUCGGCGGCCGCUCGGCCUCUGCGCCUCCGGUGCCAGCGCCCCGGGAUGUAUUCCUCCCCGCUCUGCCUGACCCAGGAUGAGUUCCACCCGUUCAUCGAGGCGCUGCUGCCGCACGUGCGCGCCUUCGCCUACACCUGGUUCAACCUGCAGGCGCGGAAGCGCAAAUACUUCAAGAAGCACGAGAAGCGCAUGUCCAAGGACGAGGAGCGCGCGGUGAAGGACGAGCUGCUGGGCGAGAAGGCCGAGGUGAAGCAGAAGUGGGCGUCGCGGCUGCUGGCCAAGCUGCGCAAGGACAUCCGGCCCGAGUGCCGCGAAGACUUCGUGCUGGCCGUGACCGGCAAGAAGGCGCCGGGCUGCGUGCUGUCCAACCCGGACCAGAAGGGCAAGAUGCGGCGCAUCGACUGCCUGCGCCAGGCCGACAAGGUGUGGCGCCUGGACCUGGUCAUGGUCAUCCUGUUCAAGGGCAUCCCGCUGGAGAGCACGGACGGCGAGCGGCUGGUGAAGGCGGCCGCGUGCGCGCACCCCGUGCUGUGCGUGCAGCCGCACCACAUCGGCGUGGCCGUCAAGGAGCUGGACCUGUACCUGGCAUACUUCGUGCGUGAGCAUGACGCGGAGCAGAGCAGCAGCCCCAGGACAGGGGUGGGCUCCGACCAGGAGGACAGCAAGCCCAUCACGCUGGACACCACAGACUUCCAGGAGAGCUUCGUCACGUCGGGCGUGUUCAGUGUCACGGAGCUGAUCCAGGUGUCCCGGACACCUGUGGUGACCGGAACCGGACCCAACUUCUCCCUGGGAGAGCUGCAGGGCCACCUGGCCUACGACCUGAACCCCGCCAGCGCCGGCAUGAGGAGGACUCUACCCAGCACCUCCUCCAGCGGGAGCAAGCGGCACAAGUCGGGCUCCAUGGAAGAGGAUGUGGACACGAGCCCCGGCGGGGACUACUACACCUCACCGAGCUCGCCCACGAGUAGCAGCCGCAACUGGACUGAGGACAUGGAAGGAGGUAUCUCGUCCCCGGUGAAGAAGACCGAGAUGGACAAAUCUCCGUUCAACAGCCCGUCCCCCCAGGACUCCCCCCGGCUCUCCAGCUUCACGCAGCACCACAGGCCCGUCAUCGCGGUGCACAGCGGGAUUGCUCGGAGUCCUCACCCGUCCUCAGCCCUACACUUCCCUGCGACGUCCAUCCUGCCGCAGACAGCCUCCACCUACUUCCCCCACACGGCCAUCCGGUACCCGCCACAUCUCAACCCCCAGGACCCGCUCAAGGAUCUGGUGUCCCUGGCUUGUGACCCGGCCACCCAGCAGCCUGGACCGCCUGCUCUCCGCCCGGCACGUCCCCUGCAAACCGUCCCUUUGUGGGAUUAGGACGGAGGGAUCCUCUUGCGGGACAGUCCUGGUACCUGGGGUAGCCAAGGCCGCCUUCCCACGCCUCCAUUGCCGGGGAGUCCCAGAGGUGAUGGCCCCAGCCUGCAUCUUCAGUGGGAAUUAGAACGAGCGAGAAGCUCCCCGCCGACUCCCAGCGCGACGGAAAAGACAGACACGCAGGAGGAGAAAAGGACAAAAGACAAACAGGAAAAAACAGAAAGAAAAAUCCUUCCCAACCGAGACGACAAAAGGUGGGAGCUGCGGGCCCCUGUGGCACCUGCUGCUGAUGGACGGCUGCUCGCAGCCCUUCUGCGCCCCGAGGACCCUGCCAUCACCCCCAGACCAGGCGAGCCCGGCCUGGCACCCACGCCCGUCACCAACAGAUGGACGGAGUGGACGGGGUGGGCCACCCGCCGGGCCACCUCUCCCCAGACCCCUGCCGCCAGCCACCAGCGCCAGCCUCGGGGACCUCCGCUGACCGUCCGGCCGACGGUGUUUGCCAAAGACAGGAGACUGGAGGCGGUGCUGGCAGAGGAGGUGGGACGACCCGCGGGCAGUGGAGGCCUGGAGAGGGCGCGGAGCUGCCCAGCGCUGGCCCUGCUGGGGACAGACGUGCCACAGGUACUUUGGGACCCCCGGGAGGGUCCUGCGUCAGCCUCCGCCUCGACCCCGGUCCCCUCCUCUGGACCUCUUUGGAAGGACACAUCUCUCUAUGCAAUUAGUCCCCAGCCCCCCACCCCCACCCCGGCAUGAGAGGCCACGCAGCUCCCGACCCGGCCUCCUCCUCCCGCACAUGGAAGUAUCAGCACUUUGAGAACGGAGGUGGGGAGCUGGGACCCCACGCCGAGGCCCCCGGAGGCGGGAGGUGCCGCGAUCUAAGUGCCUAACCCCUCCGCCCACCUGCCGACCCCCUCGUCCAUCAGGGACACAGAGUGGCCGGGGCACCCCCACCCUCGUCCCUGCGAACCCAGCUCCUCAUCGCCGCGCGCCCUCCGAGCUAGAGAGAUGGGACCCCAGGGGUAGAGCUGGGUGUCCCCAAACCCAGGCUGGGGCCAUGCGCUAUCCCCUACACUUCUGCCAGUGCCUUACUUCCUGGAGACCCACCCUGGGGUGCCCCACUGCAGGGGGAUACCCCCUUUGCACUUUGACCCCCUGAUGACGUGGGGCCCGGCACAGGGACCAAGAAGGCUGGUGGAAGUGCACUCGGACCCCAGGUGGGAGGGCUCUGCGAGUGACGGGGUGCCGGGGUGGCGGGUCCCCCAUCUGCUUUGCGGACUUCACUAACCUAAAAAAGAACACUAAGAUGGAGGCGCGAGGUCCACGCCUGACCCCCGCUCUGCACCCCAUCCACACCCACCUGGGUCCCCAUCUCGGGUGGGCUGCCCUGGGAGGGGAAGUUGAGUAUUUUAGGGUCCCUCCUCCCCAACCACCCAUCUUGGCCCCUUCAUGCCUGGGUCCUGCCCAUGGAGGCCGCAAGCCAUCAUCCCAGCAGAGCCCCCAGGGCCAGGCCCCACCCACCCGCUGUCCUCCCAGGGAUGGGGCGAGGCCACUUGGACGUACCAAGCCCCCCAAGACGCUUCCCCAGCCUUGGAGGCCUCGAACCCCCACCCAUCUGUCCGUCCGUCUGUCCUCAGGGACCCUCCAGCAGGGGGGGACCAUUGGGGACAUCGUGGAGGUCACUGUCCAGGUGUGGGGCUCAGGCCAGUGGGUAUGGGACAGGCUGUCCCCAGGGUGGACCUGGCUGGUCCCCUCUGACGCCCCCCCCAAGGCAGCCAGCCGGGUCCCCCAGGGGUCAGGACAGAACCAACUAUUUACCUAACUGCAUGGUGCUUAAGGCCCCGCGACACCCGAGAGUCCCCCGGGGCUGCUGCGUGCAUGACAGCUCCACCCGGUCUGCCCCGCCCCGCCCGCGCCCCUCACCGCCUCUACUAAAAAAGGAAAAAAAGGAUACACAAAAAAAUAUAUAUCCUUACCAAAAAAAAAAUUCCAUUUCCGAAUUUGCACGAACUUUCUACCACAACAUGUGCCUUGCUCUCCCGAGGACAAGUAUUAACUUUUAAAUAAUAUCCGCGCACACAGACGCAUGCCCUGCACGCAUAGUUACAAACAGACAAGCGAUUACAUGAAAUAAAAAAUAAAAUCCAAAA